This is a messenger RNA of Vigna umbellata (rice bean), 1402 nucleotides long. The record is from RefSeq and is a predicted model, not a curated record. NCBI's taxonomy places the organism in Eukaryota, Viridiplantae, Streptophyta, Magnoliopsida, Fabales, Fabaceae.
UAUAAUAAACUCCUCCUCGGAGCGAGAGAAUGAACAUUACUAAGCAUCUUAGCAAAUUGCAUUCACAAGAAAUUCCUUCAGAAAACCAGCAUGAGGGAAUGGGGUGUGGUUGCUUUGCUGUUAUCCAUAGAGUUCUUGGAUGUGAUUGUGUACACUCUAAGCAAAGCAGCCAUGAAGAAGGGCAUGAAUGAUUUUGUGUUCGUCAUGUACUCCAAUGCAUUGGCAUCUUGCUUACUUCUUCCCUUAACCUUAUUCUUUCACAGGAAAAGAGCUCCUCCGCCACUCACUUAUUCCUUGGUGGGCCAAAUAUUUGUUAAUGGCUUGUUAAGUUGCAGUGUUCAGAUGCUAAGGUUUUUUGGAAUCGGUUUCAGCUCUCCUACUUUAGCAACUGCAAUGUCUGACUUAAUCCCUGCUUUUACCUUCAUACUUGCCAUCUUCUUCAGGAUGGAAAAAUUGGAUUGGAAAACUAACAGCACACAGGCCAAGGCCAUUGGGACAUUUGUAUCAAUCACUGGAGCCUUGAUAAUUACUCUGUACAAGGGCCAGGCAAUCAUAAAUAAUCAUCCGUCUAAUAAAUUGUUUCCCAAAAACCUCGUUUCAUCUGAAAAUUUUGAUUGGGUAAUUGGAGCAGUGUUACUUGCGGGUCAUAGCUUUGUUCUCUCGUUGUUGUUUAUAGUUCAGACAUGGAUAAUCAGAAAUUACCCUGCAGAGCUUAUGGUGGUACUCAUUCGCGGUACAUUAGUAGCUCUGCUAUCUGUUCCAGCUUCACUGAUUUCAGUUAAGGAUCCAAAGGCUUUGAGAUUGGGAUUUGAUGUGCAGUUGAUAGCUAUUAUAUGUCAAGCAAUUUUCAGCGUAUCCUUUCGAAGUGUUGUUCAUAUAUGGGUGAUGGGAAAGAAGGGCCCUCUCUAUGUUGCAAUGUUUAAGCCAAUUGGAAUAGUCUUUGCGGCCAUAAUGGGAAUUUCGUUACUGGGUGACUCUCUCUAUCUUGGCAGUGUGCUUGGAGCAGCCAUAGUGGUGAUUGGUUUUUAUGGUGUUCUUUGGGGAAAAAGCCAAGAGAGAACGAAGGAAGAGAGUGAAGAUCAUACGUUGGAAUCAUCCUCGCCCGUUGCCCCUCUUUUGCAGAACAAGAGAAUGGAAGAAUAGAAUCAUCCCUGAGAUAAUGAUGGAAUCAAAUACUGGUGGUUAUUUUUUGGCAAAUGCUGAAAUUAUUAGCACUUACAGAUCUUCAAGAUAAAUGUCUCACGAUGUAAUAUUUUGACGGCAGACUGAGAAAACAAAAAAAUUUUAGUCUAAUUUGAUAAGAUUAUAUGGGUCUGUUUCAUGUUCAAAGCACCCCUUGAUUUGCAGCACUGCACCUAAGACAGCUUCUUGCAUCAGAUAUUCAUUUCUUGAAUAUCAACAU